Molecule: messenger RNA, 1624 nt
Organism: Hippocampus comes (tiger tail seahorse)
Lineage: Eukaryota; Metazoa; Chordata; Actinopteri; Syngnathiformes; Syngnathidae
Product: gastrula zinc finger protein XlCGF57.1-like
Exons: 3
Biological process (GO): regulation of transcription by RNA polymerase II
Cellular component (GO): nucleus
Molecular function (GO): DNA-binding transcription factor activity, RNA polymerase II-specific; RNA polymerase II cis-regulatory region sequence-specific DNA binding
Source: RefSeq, a predicted model, not a curated record
UUGCCGUACAAUCUUUGAAUGCUGCAACUGUACUCCGUACGCGAAACUACAACACGGAUAAAUUUGUGAAAAAAAUCAUAAAGAACACGAACCAAAAUGUUCUUCUAGAAUUAUAUCACUUUAGCCUCGAAGCAGGAUGCCCGUCAUUACUUCAUUGGACCAAAACAUUAUCUCAAGCUUCUGGGCCUAGCUUAGCUUAGUUAGCCUAGCAUGCUAGCCGCUUUGUCGAGAAACAGAGCUCAAGUCUGAACGUAAACUGUUGUGAUAUUUUCGAAAAAUGUGCGCAAGAGGAAUAGCAGAGUACGAGGAGCAACUUUAUGGGACAAAAGAGGACAGCGACGCUGUUUUCAAGAAGUCUCGAUUUGGCUCACGGCGACCAGACAUUAGCGAAGAUGCUUAUCCUGAGCGGUUGGAUGCGGAGACGUCUCACAUUAAAGAGAAAGAGAACAAUGAGGUACCCCCCUUGAAAGAGGAAGAAGAGCAGCAGGCCCCUUACAUUAAGAAAGAGGAGGAGCUAGAGCACCCUUGCAUGAAAGUAGAGGUGGAUGAGCCCCCUGACGUCAAAGAAGUGGAGGAGGAGAAGGGGAUCUGCAAGUUGCCAUUGACUGGUGUGCUUCUGAAGAGUAUAAAUAAGGUGGACAGAGGGGCGGAGCCUCCAAGCAGCAGCUCAUGUCAACACAUGACAACACAAGGUAUUGGAAACCACUGUGGAAAACCAAAAGCAGAUAGCCUCUUAGCUCCACUCUCAGAUAGAGACAACACAUCGUCAACCGCUGAUGAUAAUGGUGAGAAACCGUUCACCUGUUCCGACUGCGGCAGGAAAUUCUCUCGGAAGGGAAACUUAAAAAAGCAUGUAAGAACCCACACUGGUGAGAAACCUUUUGCCUGCUUAGUUUGUGGCCAAAGAUUCUCUCAGAAAGAAAGUUUACAUGAUCACAAAAGAACCCACACUGGUGAGAAACCUUUUGCCUGCUUAGUUUGUGGCCAAAGAUUCUCUCAGAAAGAAAGUUUACAUGAUCACAAAAGAACCCACACUGGUGAGAAACCUUUUGCCUGCUUAGUUUGUGGCCAAAAAUCCUCUGAGAAGGGAAGCUUCAAAAUACACGUGAGAACCCACACUGGUGAGAAGCCUUUUUCCUGCUUAGUUUGUGGCCAAAGAUUCUCUCAGAAGGGAAACUUAAAAAGACACACCAGAACACACACUGGUGAGAAACCUUUUGCCUGCUUAGUUUGUGGCCAAAAAUCCUCUGAGAAGGGAAGCUUCAAAAUACACGUGAGAACCCACACUGGUGAGAAGCCUUUUUCCUGCUUAGUUUGUGGCCAAAAAUUCUCUGAUAAGGGAAACUUAAAAAAGCAUGGAAGAAUACACACUGGUGAGAAACCUUUUUUCUGCUUAGUUUGUGGCCAAACAUUCUCUCGCAAACAACAUUUACAUGCUCACAAAAGAACCCACACUGGUGAGAAACCUUUUGCCUGCUUAGUUUGUGGCCAAAGAUUCUCUAAGAAGGAAAGCUUAAAAAUUCACGCGAGAACACACACUGGUGAGAAACCUUUUGCCUGCUCAGUUUGUGGCCAGAGAUUCUGUCAGAAGGGACAGUUAUCAAAACACACAAGAACCCACACU